AUCCUUCUUAGUUCUUCCCAUCACUCUCUUCUGAUUUCUGAUUAUUUUUCCACGGAUUACUCUUUUUUAACCUCGAGAUUACACCACAUACAAUAUUUUCGGUAAAGAUAAAAGCGAAUUUCGUUUUUUUUUCCUUCUAAUUCUUCGAAAAAGGGACAAUUUUUUUUUCUUUUUUUUUUUUUUGAUUUAAAUCUCAACUGGGGUCGUCAUUAACCUUGGCCACGCGCCGAGCUCGCAAUAUAUCGAGAGCUAUGAUAUAGGAGAGAGAUCUAAUCAAAUCCUACUUGGCCAUAUAAAUUUUCUAUUUUUAUUUUGGGGACACAGACAGGAGGAUUAAUAUUAAGCACCAGAUUAAGUAAGUUGGUUUGUGGAUGUAACAUCUUCUGGCAAAAGCCCGUUUUGCAAACCAAAUCCAACAUACACGGCGUCUCUGAUGCAAAUGUUUCGAUUCAGUGAGAAAUAGAAAUUGGGAUAUUGGUUCUUAAAUCAUGGUGGAACCUUAUGAGACACGUAACAACGGAGAAGCAUAUCAGAUGGUCAGAUAUCAGGGUUAUCACCAUCACAAUUCCAGAAUAUCUUCAUCAUCAACAACAUCAUUAUCUUCGCCGUUGCUCGAUUUGAGAGUGUUCUAUGUCAGAAUCAGCAAUUUCAAGGUGGAUGAUUCCACACCUGAGCUCCUCACCAUCACUCACAUUCCUUUGGAUCCAGACUCUCUUCUGGAGAUAAACGGUGUUCGAAUGAGCAUUUACUCCGAAGGAGUUUCCUCUCAGUUAAGGCGAGAUCGAGUUGAUAAGAAAUCCGAAGUAGCUACCUUUAUCAGCACUGACAAUAUCAGAUUAUCCGGUAGUGUCAAGUUUGAGGUAUAUGACAAAGAUGAGCUGGUUUUGUCUGGAACUCUUGAGAUGUCCGGUAGUAAUGGUUUCACUGGUGAGUCUAAGCAUAGCACGAAACGGUGGAACAUGAACUGUGAAGCUGAGAUCACCGCAGGGUCUGGUUUCUUGAAGGAGAAACAUAUUGGAUGUUCGGAGUUAUCAUCUCCAUUGCCAACUAUAGAAGUCUACGUCACUGGUUGCUUUUCAGGGACACCAAUCAUCUUAACCAAGACACUACAGCUCGGUUUCAGAAAGAAGCACAAUAGAGGGAGUGCAUUAGAUUCGAUUCCAGAGUAUGAAACCGGUGAGCCUCAGAAAGGCAACUCAUCAGAGCUUGAUUAUCAGGUAACAGAAUACGGAAGCUACAAACAAGAUUAUGAUGGAGAAUACGGCGACAUGUAUCUGAGAAGAGAGUAUACAGACGGUGAAGAUGGAGAGAUGUCGUGGUUCAAUGCCGGUGUGAGGGUUGGUGUGGGAAUUGGUCUUGGUGUAUGUGUAGGUCUUGGCAUUGGGGUUGGCCUUUUGGUGCGUACCUAUCAAUCAACCACCAGAAACUUCAGAAGAAGGCUCAUCUAGUUUCACUCGAAUUGCCUCAAGCUUCUCCUCCUUCUCUGCUUCUAACUCCACUCCAUCGCAAAUCUCUUUUGACUGCAGAACUCUAAGCUACAUAGUCUAAUAGCUAAUACUGCUGUGUAGUAUAAUCUUUCUUCAUGUGUUUUUUUUUUUCUCUUUGUUUGUGCCUUAAAAUUUUGAAAGAAUCAUUACCUUGUGUUUGUUGAGAUAUAGAAGAAAAAAAAAAGACUGAAAGACACAAAGCUUGUUGCUGGUAUUAUCUGCUUCCUGCCUGUAUAUAAAUGAUUAUGAGUGUAAGAGUUUUUGGAUUAA
Eutrema salsugineum is the source of this 1757-nucleotide messenger RNA. RefSeq lists its product as uncharacterized. The record is from RefSeq and is a predicted model, not a curated record. The transcript has 3 exons. Lineage: Eukaryota; Viridiplantae; Streptophyta; Magnoliopsida; Brassicales; Brassicaceae. Gene Ontology annotation, molecular function: phosphoglycerate dehydrogenase activity. Bases 489 to 1448 code for a protein of 319 amino acids.